Molecule: messenger RNA, 5130 nt
Organism: Chlorocebus sabaeus (green monkey)
Lineage: Eukaryota; Metazoa; Chordata; Mammalia; Primates; Cercopithecidae
Gene: HS3ST3A1
Product: heparan sulfate-glucosamine 3-sulfotransferase 3A1
Molecular function (GO): [heparan sulfate]-glucosamine 3-sulfotransferase activity
Source: RefSeq, a predicted model, not a curated record
CAGCAAGUUUGCUGCCCUCGGCGUCCCACGUGUGGCGGCGGUGGCUGCGGCCCGGGAGGCAGCCGGUGAGUGCCUGCGAGCACAGUGGCGGGGGCCGCUGACAGGUCCCGCGCAGCCCAGCCCCACCAAGCAGCUCACUGGUGGGGUCCAAGGGCAGUUUGGAGCAACCCGGCGCGCACCGAGAGGGGUGGACGGCUCGGCAAGGGCCUCCUGUCUCCCGCUCUGGCAGAGGGACUCGGGCGGACCUCGCUCCUUGGCCAAGAGAACCUGAACCCGGGCGGAGAGAACGCACCCAGGCGGGCAAGGGGACCAGAGGAAGCCCGGGCUGGAGGGCACUGUCGCUCACCCCUGUCUGGAGCGCACGGAGCGCAGAGGCGCCGCAGCCGCCCGUGCCCUCACCGGGACCGAGCCAGGGAUGCAGGAUCGCUGAGCGGACAUCCGCCCCGAGAGGCCGCUCGGGGCCGGGGCUGAGACGCACGCCUUCGCCACUGCUGCCAAGACCCCGAUUCCGGCGACUCUUGGGGGAACCGGGUGGCCGAGGGCUGCCCCAAGCUCAGGACUUGGGCGAGUCUAAGAAGAUGGUUUCUUAAGCACGGACCCGCGUUCCCCUUCCCGCCCCCUCGACUGGAGGCAGGGAUCCUGCGUGAGGCCCCCGGGGGCUCCGUCUCCCCGCGGAGCCCCGGCCGCUGCCUCCCGGGACAGUUCGCACGGCCGCAGGGGCGCACGGCGAUGUGGCCUCCGUCCAGCGCGCAGGCACGCCGGGGGGAUGCUCUGGCACCUGUCGGGGUCCCGGCCUAGCAUGGCCCGCGCGUUGCCCGACGUCGCCUCCGGCUAGGAUGGCCCCUCUGGGCCCGGCCGGUGCCCUCCCCACCUCUGCCGAGCCGCUGUCCCGCAGCAUCUUCCGGAAGUUCUUGCUGAUGCUCUGCUCCCUGCUCACGUCCCUUUACGUCUUCUACUGCCUGGCCGAGCGCUGCCAGACCCUGUCCGGACCCGUCGUGGGGCUGUCCGGCGGCGGCGAGGAGGCGGGGGCCCCUGGUCGCGGCGUCCUGGCCGGAGGCCCGCGGGAGCUGGCGGUGUGGCCGGCGGCGGCACAGAGAAAGCGCCUCCUGCAACUGCAGCAGUGGCGGAGGCGCCGGCCGCCCGCGCGGCGCGACAACGGCGAGGAGGCGGCCUGGGAAGAGGAGUCCGCUGGCCUGGCCGGGGGUCCCGGCGGCUCCGGGGCCGGAAGCAGCGUGGCCGAAGCCCCGCAGGGGACCCUGGCGCUGCUCCUGGACGAAGGCAGCAAGCAGCUGCCGCAGGCCAUCAUCAUCGGCGUGAAGAAGGGCGGCACGCGGGCGUUGCUGGAGUUCCUGCGCGUGCACCCCGACGUGCGCGCCGUGGGCGCCGAGCCCCACUUCUUCGACCGCAGCUACGACAAGGGCCUCGCCUGGUACCGAAAUGAGUAUUUGAGGGCACAGUGUAUCUGCAGACCUGGAUCUUAUUUUCCGUGGACCUUUCUGAGCUCCUGUAAGGGGAGGAAGGUUUCAAGGGACCUGAUGCCCAGAACCCUGGACGGGCAGAUCACCAUGGAGAAGACGCCCAGUUACUUCGUCACGCGGGAGGCGCCCGCGCGCAUCUCGGCCAUGUCCAAGGGCACCAAGCUCAUCGUGGUGGUGCGGGACCCGGUGACCAGGGCCAUCUCGGACUACACACAGACGCUGUCCAAGCGGCCCGACAUCCCCACCUUCGAGAGCUUGACGUUCAAAAACAGGACGACGGGCCUCAUCGACACGUCGUGGAGCGCCAUCCAGAUCGGCAUCUACGCCAAGCACCUGGAGCACUGGCUGCGCCACUUCCCCAUCCGCCAGAUGCUCUUCGUGAGCGGCGAGCGGCUCAUCAGCGACCCGGCCGGCGAGCUGGGCCGCGUGCAGGACUUCCUGGGCCUCAAGCGGAUCAUCACGGACAAGCACUUCUACUUCAACAAGACCAAGGGCUUCCCCUGCCUGAAGAAGGCGGAGGGCAGCAGCCGGCCCCACUGCCUGGGCAAGACCAAGGGCAGGACCCACCCUGAGAUCGACCGCGAGGUGGUGCGCAGGCUGCGCGAGUUCUACCGGCCUUUCAACCUCAAGUUCUACCAGAUGACCGGGCACGACUUUGGCUGGGAUGGAUAACCAUAUAAUUUAAAAAGAAAAAAAAAAAAUCAAAAUAUAAUAUAUUUUUUUACCAAUCGGUAGAGAAGAGACAGUUUAAUAUUUGUGCUGAAAAUAUGUUUCAGUAUUUUUUUCAAUGAAUGUUAAGAGAUUGUUCUCACUCCAGCCCCAUCUUAAUGGAUAACCAACACCAAACACGUGGGUCAAUAGAAAAGGAAAAGUUCACUUGUCUAAACGCUUUCAAUGUUCAGUUUUUAUUUUAUGUUCUAUGUACCCAGUCAUAAAGUAUAAGCAUCAGUUGUCAUUAAAAGUUUUCAGAAAAUCUUGAGGAUAAACAUCUCUCUCUUUUUAAUACAAGACCCUGAUAAAAUUGAUAUCUAUCCUUAUAUUUUUCUCCCUUUUUCCUGUGCCACUUUUUCUUAAAUUAUUUCCCAGUUAGUAUUAUCAUGUUUGUACCCCACUUCACAGUUUUCAUAGUGCUUUCAAAUACACGUUUUUGAUCAUUAAAAUACUUUUAAAAAUCUUGCUCUGUCGUAUAAGAGCACAGUAAGUAAAGAUUAUUAUCCCCACAUUACAGAAAGGAAAACUGAGUCUCUGGGAGGCGAAAUGAUGUAUCUAAAGGCUAAAUGGUGGACCCUGGACAAAAUUCCGUCUUCCACUUGUUCCGUAUUUUAUGCCACUUUUUCCAGGGAGAAUGGGAAGGAAGAUAUCUGCACCUUUAGAAAUGGUUAGCUAGUUUUCAGAUGAUCUGAAAAGGGACAGAAAGGGUGUUUUCUUGUUUUCUAAGUUCCAUGGCACCCAGUUUCAUUACAUAGUUGUGUUCAAGAAAACUACUCAGACCUGGACACAACCUCUCUUAAGAGCAGUCUUACCUCUUGGCUACUAAAAAUAGCCUGAGAUAUGGAAAUCUUGACUGACGGAUGCUUGAUUGAAUUGGAGAGGAAUUAUUGGAUUCUUACACGGAGGACAAGGUGGCCAGCCAUGCCAGGGGUAGCACAAGAUGUGUUAGGAACAUAACUUACCCAUUUGUUGGUUUAACUGACUUUAAAAAAAAAGAAAAACAGAUUUCAAUUAGCGCUUACAAGUAUGAGUCUCGUGUGUGUUUUUGGUUUACCUCUUUUUAAAGAGAGAAAAUCUACCUUUCUUUGUAGUAUCUCGCUUCUAACUUUGGAGCUAGUACUCUAAAAGAAUUAAUUAGCAAUUAGUUUUCAACGUUUUUAUUUUUCAUGGAUGGAAGAUGAUCACUUCGUCACUUUAUCCUCCCCCCUUCCUAUUAUACCAUUUAUAACCUAAUGUUCGGUAAUAUUUGGAGAAAUAUUCUAGGAAAUUCAUUUGUGGGAAAAUGGUGGCUCUUCCUCUUCUCUCGUCUGUGUCUGCCCAUCCCCCAUUUAAAUCACUCAAAUAAAUCAAUAGUUUAUUAAGAGUAUUCCUUUCCUCUCUGAGUGGGUAUUAACAAGAUUAGCGUUAAUGGGAAUUAAAUUGGUUUAGAGAGGAACACAUAUGCACGAAAUAUAUAAAACAUUUAUAAUUAGCCUGUCAGCAACAUUUUACUAGAGGUUUAAACCCAAGAGGAAAAAUGUCUUCUAUUUCAUGGAAGUUUUCUUUAUCUGCCAAAAUUUAAAGGACCAGACACUCUGAAAUAAUAUUCUUUUUCUUCUCUAAUGUUGUCAAUCAAAAGAAACUAAAGUUGUUUUAAAAUAUGCAAUACAAUUGUACAUUUACCAUAGAUGCUGCAGCAGGUGAUGUAAAUAUUUCUUGAGACGCUUAACAUAGGAUCAAAAUGAAGGAAAAAAAUCUUUUAAGUGUUAGAUAUUGUGUCAUUGCUCCAAAUCUUCGAUUUAUCUGUUAAUAUCCCAUUUACAGGAGUUAAGUAAACCCCAAAUCCAGGUCACCUUUUCUCAGCUGAUUUCCUUCAUGUCUAUGCCCUCAAUUUCCCAGUGCCACAGACUGUUUUUAUUCUACUUGAAUCACUAGCUGCAACAAGAUAACUCUUAUCAUCAUUUCUCUUAGCUCAUUUUGUUUGUACAACUGAUUCUUUUGUAAGUGUUUGCUUGGCGUUAUGCAAAAGUGGCUUGCACAAACAAACAAUUGCAUUCUGCAACCUUCAUUUUUUUAAUGUGAAAGAAAUAAUAAAAGAACAGAAUUGAAUGCAAAGGAUCUCUUUUUGAACAUAGAUAUUUUUGUUCAUAUUAUUUUCAAAAUGAAUGACUACAGAAAAUGCCAGGAAAAUCUUCUAGCUUCUCUGAGUUCCUUAGAGUGUUAGAAGUGAUAAGUACCAGCAAAAUGUAUAAAGAUUUAGAGUCAGUAUUCCCUAACAGGAAUAUCCAUUCAUUUCUGCCUCUAUACUGUACUCAUCCCUGCUGUGCAUGAACUUGACCUCACAUUUAUUUUGUCCAUUUAGCUACACCAGAUCAUAGGCUUUGACCUCGAUUGGAACACCUUAGCAUCCAUUCUCUGAGCUGUCUGCUCCAAAGCCAUGCCUCCCAAUCCCCUUCCCGUUUCUUAGAGGUAUAGAGUGUUGUCUUUCAAGAAGAACACCUAGAAAAUACAGUUUCGUUUUGAGCAGUUUGCUUCCAAGGUCACAUCUACAGUGUAUCCAUUCUCCAGAGAACUUAACCACUUCUAGGGAAAUGAAUUUCAUUUCAAUAAAUGGAGAUUAAUAUGCUUCUAGAAAAUGGAUAUUGAUUAUUCUAGAAAUAUUAAUCCCACUCUAAUUUUCUUAUUUUCAAAGGAUCUUCAAAGUUGAAACCAACUUCAAUGGUCAUUUGGAUCAAAUUCCUGUUCAGCACCUGAAUCCUUUCAUUAACUUGUUAUGCGGGGGUUUAAAACAUUGAUGUGUCUGUAAAUUCUUAACUCUUGAUAUUACAGUUGAAAAGGGGAUACAUUUCUCCUAAACAGUCUCAUCGUAUUCUGUCAGCUGAGACCUGCUGAGUCCCCAGCUCCCCAUGAAGAUAUCUUAAGUUCAAUAUGUGAAUAAAGAAAUGUGUCUAUAAAAUAAUAA